Oncorhynchus mykiss (rainbow trout) is the source of this 1969-nucleotide messenger RNA. RefSeq names its product nuclear receptor binding factor 2b (gene nrbf2b). The record is from RefSeq and is a predicted model, not a curated record. Lineage: Eukaryota; Metazoa; Chordata; Actinopteri; Salmoniformes; Salmonidae. Gene Ontology annotation, biological process: autophagy.
UUUGUCCUUGUUUAGCGGUUGAGUCUAGAAUGGAUACAGCUAUUGUCAACAUGUACUUUUUGUAGCAGAUUUGGAAUAAUUUAUUACGCAGUUUAGGAUAAUAAACGCAUCAGAUAAGGCUAGGAAAAGAGGUAGGUUUAGCUGAUAUUCAAAAAAUGUCAAUAAUAUACUUUUAUCGACAAUUUGACAAAAGCUGUAUCCCAUCUAGGCAUGACCUUGUUUAGCUGGCUAUCUAGCUAUUUGUCCUGUAUUUUUAAACGUUUUCUAAUUUUAGCAGCCCGGUUUAUUAACCCGAAUAUUUGGUCUCGGGAAUAAAACAGUAGCACCGAUGACCGACUGCGAGGGACUUCAAGACGUUUCAUGUAGUUUUUACUCUUGAAGAAUAUGGAGGUAGUGGACAGUCCUCUUAACCUCGCCCAUCAGCAGUCCAGGAAGGCAGACCGCUUGUUGGCAGCUGGUAAAUAUGAAGAAGCUAUUUCCUGCCAUGGGAAAGCUGCAGAGCUGCUGAGGGAAGCCAUGAAGUUAACAGAGUGUGAACAGGCUGGUUUGUCCAUGGUGCUCCAGAGAGACAGCCACGUGAAGCAGCAGCGGCUUAUUGAGGAGAAGUGGAAGAGGACCAGACAGGAGGGCAAUCCCAUGGUCCUCCUGAGCCACCCCUCUACCGACCAGCCCCCCGGCCUCGUGACCAACGAGCCCCCCCGCCACCCAGAGAGGGAGUACGACACCUGGCUGUACCUCCUGAAGAACAAGGGCUCCCCCCCUCCCCCCACACCCUGCCCCGGCAGCAAGGCCCACAAGGAUGAUAAGACCCGCCUGGAGGAGCAGCAGACCACCAUCGCCAGCCUGCGGCGCCACAUAGACGUUCUGCUGGGAGAGAACGAGAAACUGACCCAGGACAACAAGCGCCUGCGAGGGGAGAACAUCCGGCUGAAGAGGGAUGCAGCGGACACAGACUUACUGGAGAAAUCAGAGCUGUGGGUUCUUCCCCAGUCAGAGGAGAGGAGGAACAAGGACAUCUCCAUACCUAACCUGCCCCCUCUGGAGAUGCCCACCCAGGACAUCUCUCUGGACGACCUGCCUGCCCUGGAGCUCCCCGAGGACAUCCAGCACGAACUGCAGGCGCUGCUGGACAGAGACGACAAGCUGUGAUGAGACAGGCGGACAGACAGCCCAGUACUAACUAACUAAAGGACGCCUCUCUACAGAGAGACUGUCCAGACUGGACUGGAAGAAAGCUGGCAAAUCUCAAUAAAAGUGUUUGAUUGGUCGGUGGCCUCAGGCACUAGAUAGCAACCACAAAUGGUCACCGUGACAAGUUGGUAAAGGUCAUUUCUCCUAGUUCUGUCUGUGUCCUCAGUGUCUCUACUAGUGGGUACUACAUCUCGUACACACACACAAAACAAACUCUUUGCAGAAAUUGUGCCUUUGAAAAUGUCUGAAAUGAAGUCAAAAGGGAGGUGACCAUCAUCAGUGAUCUCCCUGCUUUGAUAACAGGCCUCUAUAUCUGGAGGCCCUGAUUGGUUGACUGGGACGACCUACUGACCCUCUGAUACCCACCUGGGACGACCUACUGACCCUCUGAUACCCACCAGGGACGACCUACUGACCCUCUGAUACCCACCAGGGACGACCUACUGACCCUCUGAUACCCACCAGGGACGACCUACUGACCCUCUGAUACCCACCAGGGACGACCUACUGACCCUCUGAUACCCACCAGGGACGACCUACUGACCCUCUGAUACCCACCAGGGACGACCUACUGACCCUCUGAUACCCACCAGGGACGACCUACUGACCCUCUGAUACCCACCAGGGACGACCUACUGACCCUCUGAUACCCACCAGGGACGACCUACUGACCCUCUGAUACCCACCAGGGACGACCUACUGACCCUCUGAUACCCACCAGGGACGACCUACUGACCCUCUGAUACCCACCAGGGACGACCUACUGACCCUCUGAUAC